This is a messenger RNA of Dendrobium catenatum, 3168 nucleotides long. Its product is annotated as leucine-rich repeat receptor-like serine/threonine-protein kinase BAM3. Gene Ontology annotation, molecular function: ATP binding; protein kinase activity; receptor serine/threonine kinase binding. Gene Ontology annotation, biological process: protein phosphorylation. The record is from RefSeq and is a predicted model, not a curated record. NCBI's taxonomy places the organism in Eukaryota, Viridiplantae, Streptophyta, Magnoliopsida, Asparagales, Orchidaceae. Bases 30 to 2975 code for a protein of 981 amino acids. The transcript is spliced from 2 exons.
CCUUCCUCACUCUCUCUGCAUCUCUCUCCAUGGCUGCUUUCUUCUUCGUCCUCCUCUUCUCCUCUAUCCUAUCCUCUUGCACCUCGUUCACUCCCCACCCCCUCUUCAAGCAAGCAUCCCUCCUCCUCUCUCUCAAACAAUCCUUCGUCGACCCAAACGCCCUCCUCUCUUCCUGGAACUCAUCAAACACCACCUCCUUCUGCACAUGGACCGGCGUUGAAUGCGACAUCGCCGGCCGGUUUGUUCUCUCUCUCGACCUUUCUAACUCCAACUUAUCCGGUUUCAUCUCUCCAGCGAUCGCCGGAUUCCAAUCCCUCACCCAUCUCUCCCUCGCCGGAAACUACCUUUCAGGCGAACUCCCUCUCGGCAUUGCCGAUCUUCCUCGUCUCCGCUUCGUCAACAUCUCAAACAACCAGCUCAACGGCUCCUUAGAAAGCUGGAAAUUGGCCUCCAUGGCGUCCAUUGAGGUGUUCGACGCUUAUGACAACAAUUUCUUCGGCCCCCUACCUGUUGAAAUCGUCAAGCUUUCAAAGCUUCGGCAUUUAGACCUCGGCGGGAAUUACUUUUCUGGCUGCAUUCCGGCGGUCUACGGCAAAUUUGUAACACUCGAAUUUCUAUCGCUCGCCGGAAAUGAUCUCGGCGGUCGAAUACCACCGGAGCUCGGCAAUCUGACUAAUCUCAAACAGCUGUUUUUAGGAUAUUACAACCAAUUCGACGGCGGAAUCCCGACGCAGAUUGGAAAAUUGAUCAAUUUAACUCAUCUUGAUCUUUCCAGCUGCGGCCUCGACGGCGAGAUUCCACCCCAGUUGGGUAAGCUUGAAAAGCUCGAUACUCUGUUUCUUCAAACCAACCAACUUAUCGGCGCAAUUCCGCCUGAACUUGGAAAUCUCACUGGGCUCAAAUUCCUCGACCUAUCGAACAAUGCUCUAACCGGAGAGAUCCCUAAGGAGUUCUCGGCGCUUCGGCGGCUCAACCUGCUUCACCUAUUCAUCAACCGGCUUCAUGGACAAAUUCCUGAGUUCAUCUCCGUCUUGCCAGAGCUUCAGGUGCUAAAGCUUUGGCACAACAACUUGACCGGCGUGAUACCGCCGGAUCUCGGCAGCAAUAGAAAGCUCCGGGAAGUGGACCUUUCAUCGAACAAGCUCACUGGGGAGAUUCCGCCAGCGCUUUGCGUCGGCCGCAAGCUUGAAAUCUUGAUCCUUCUCAACAACUUCCUGUUUGGUCCAUUGCCGGAGGAUCUCGGUGAGUGCAGAACACUCUCUAGAGUCCGUCUUGGUCAAAACUAUCUCACCGGGCCUAUCCCAAGAGGCUUCCUUUACUUGCCGGAGCUGUCUCUGAUGGAAUUGCAGAGUAAUUACCUCACCGGGAGUAUCUCCAACGACCCAUGGAGAACUCCGGCGAUGCUCAGCCAGCUGAACUUAUCAAACAACCGCCUUUCCGGCCCCUUGCCUCCUUCCUUCGGCAGAUUCUCAGCGCUCCAAAUCCUCCUUCUUAACGGCAACCAAUUCGCCGGCGCAAUCCCGGCGCAACUCGGAAAGCUGAAACAUUUACUUAAAAUCGAUCUCAGCCUCAACAAUUUCACCGGCAAGAUCCCGCAGGAGAUCGGCGACUGCUCUCAACUCACAUAUCUCGAUUUAAGCCAGAACAUGCUCACCGGAGCAAUCCCAGCUCGGAUUUCCCAGCUGAGAAUUCUGAAUUACCUCAACGUUUCCUCGAAUAAGCUCAGCUACAGUAUCCCAAGGGAAAUCGCUAACAUGAAAAGCCUAACCGCUGCCGACUUCUCCCACAAUAAUUUCUCCGGCCGGAUCCCCGACUCAGGUCAAUUCGCCUACUUCAACUCCUCCUCCUACUCCGGAAAUCCCCUGCUCUGUGGUCUUGUUUCAAACCCAUGCAACUUUUCCAAAAUCACUCCUUUCCCCCGAAACCAGCACGGCGGCGGUGGAAUUAGCGCACAACUCCCGGGAAAAUUCAAGCUUCUCUUCGCCCUCAGCCUCCUCGCUUGCUCUGUCAUCUUCGCAGCCACUGUCGCCGUCAAAACUCGCUCCAUCAUCCGUAAAAGCUCUAAAUCUUGGCGUCUUACCGCAUUCGGGAAGCUCAACUUCUCCGCCGUCGACAUUGCCGACUGCCUUAAGGAAAACUGCGUCAUUGGCCGCGGCGGCGCCGGCGUUGUCUAUCGCGGCACGAUGCCUGGCGGCGAACACGUGGCCGUUAAGCGAUUACUGGGAAUAAACAAAGGAUCGACGCACGACAACGGACUCACGGCGGAGAUACAGACGUUGGGGAAGAUCCGCCAUAGAAAUAUAGUAAAGUUGCUUGCCUUUUGCCGGAACAAGGAGACAAACCUUCUUGUGUACGAAUACAUGCCUAAUGGAAGCUUAGGAGAAAUGCUUCAUGGGAAGAGAGGUGGGUAUCUGAAGUGGGAGAUGAGGUUGAGGAUUGCAACAGAGGCAGCCAGGGGACUGUGCUAUCUUCACCAUGAUUGUUGUCCUCUAAUUCUUCACAGGGAUGUCAAAUCGAACAAUAUAUUGCUGGAUGAAAAUUUUGAAGCUCAUGUUGCUGAUUUUGGGUUGGCUAAGUUCUUAAGGGAUUCUGGAGCUUCGGAAUGCAUGUCCGCCAUUGCAGGAUCAUAUGGUUACAUCGCUCCAGAGUAUGCGUACACGUUGAAGGUGGACGAGAAGAGCGAUGUAUAUAGCUUCGGAGUUGUGCUGCUGGAGCUGAUAAGCGGCAAGAGGGCGGUCGGAGAUUUUGGAGAGGAAGGCCUUGAUAUUGUACAGUGGGCGAAGAUGUUUACGAACUGGAAUAAGGAGGCGGUGGUGGAGAUUUGGGAUAAGCGGCUGGCGAACAUUCCUUUGGAGGAGGCGAUGCAGGUUUUCUUCGUAGGGAUGCUGUGCGUGCAGCAGAGGAGCGUCGAGCGGCCGACGAUGAGGGAGGUGGUGCAGAUGUUGGAGCAAGCAAAGCGGCCAUAUGGAAGUUGACAGCUUUUUUUUUUAAUAAAAUUUGACGUAAUUUUAUUUAGUCUUUUUAUAGGAUUAUGAUGGUUGGAAUAUGUACAUGGUAAGUGUGAUCUUAGAGACUUUUCUAUGGGUUGAAAGGGGAUUUCUUGGGAGGGUUAUGCGCUCUCCCCAAUGCAAGGAUGUGGAGUUUUUGAGGGAAGAUUUGUAAAGUGGU